UCUGAAUUUCUUUCCAGUGAGAGAAAAAAGAGUGAGGAAAGAUGUCCAUUGUCGAGUCCAUUGUCAAGCUCCUUCUCCAAAAACUCGCUGACCCAAUCCUUCAAGAAGCCAUUUUCUUAUAUGGCGUUGGUGAUCAAGUCGAAUGGCUAGAGGCGGAAUUUAAGCGGAUGCAAUGCUUCUUGGAAGACGCAGACGCCAAACAAGAAGGAGAUAGAAGAGUAAAGGGCUGGGUGGGGGAUGUGAGAGAUGUUGCAUAUGAUGCUGAGGACGUCAUCGACACCAUUCUCUUCAAGGUAGCAAACUUGAGGCGAACUGGCAUUAAAAGGUACGCUUGCAUCUUCAAUGAAUUGAAACCUCGCCAUGAGGUGGGAUCGAAGAUCGAGCGAAUAAAGGCUAAAAUCCGUGCGAUCUCUGAAAGUAGAUCGACGUAUGGAAUUGAAAAUAUAGGCCAAGGAGCAGGAACGAGCUCUUCCGGUCUAAGCCUCCAAGAAUGGAGGCUCACUUCUCCUCUUUCUCAAGAAACAGAUUUUGUUGGCUUUGAGAAGGAAUUGGAGAUGUUGGUGGCCCAGUUAACAGAGGGAGAGCUGCGACGUUGUGUUGUUUCUGUAGUAGGAAUGGGUGGUCUCGGUAAGACCACUCUUACUAAGAAACUUUAUAACGCUAAUACUGUUAAGAAACAUUUCCAUACUCAUGCAUGGAUUUCUGUAUCACAAGAGUAUUCUGCGAGAGAUCUUUUGCGGACCAUCACAAAACGCUGUAUGGUUCUGUCUAAAGAGGAGCUCGAGUUGGUGGAGAAGAUGGACGUUGUUGACCUGAGGGACAAGGUCUCUGAGUAUCUGAAAGAAAAGAGGUACCUAAUGGUACUUGAUGAUUUAUGGACAAAAGAAGCAUGGAAUCAUCUGAAAGAUGCAUUUCCGGAUGUGAAUAAUGGCAGUAGGGUCAUGCUCACCACACGAAACAAAGGCGUAGCUUUAUUUGCAGAUCCACGAAGCCAGCCCCAUGAACUGCGAUUUCUAACCAAUGAAGAGAGCUGGGAUUUGUUCUGUAAAAAAACAUUCCUAGGACAAGAUGGUGGUUGCCCGCAGGAUUUAGAGAAGCGGGGAAGAGAGAUUGUGGAAAAAUGCCAUGGUCUCCCUCUUGCGAUUGCAGUCAUUGGAGGGCUCUUAUCAGGAAAGGAAGAAAGGGAGUGGGAGAAUAUACGCAAGAGCAUCAGCUGGCAGUUCGUCGAGGGAGAAGUCCAAAUCUCCAGCAUAUUAUCUUUAAGCUAUAAAGAUUUGCCCUAUUACUUAAAACCAUGUUUUCUCUACCUGGGCAAUUUUCCAGAGGACCAUGAGUUCAAAGCCAAGGAAUUGAUUCGACUGUGGGCCGCAGAAGGGUUUCUUAAAGAAAAAGGCGAGCUAACAUUGGAAGAGGUUGGAGAAGAUUAUCUGAUGCAGUUGGUCCAGAGAAGUAUGGUUCAAUUGAUAAGAAGAAAUUCAAGCAGGGGUAUCAAAAGUUGUCGCAUCCAUGAUCUUUUGCGUGAUCUGUCCAUAUCAGAAGCUAAGGAAAGCAAGUUUCUCGAAGUUCAGGGUGACAAUGGGAAUGCUCCUCCUGCAUCUAGAGUCCGUCGGCUUGCAAUUCACCUUAACGACCCAAGGAAAUUAAAAAUCAAACAGCCUUCCACACCGCACCUUCGUUCUAUGUUGAUCUACGCCCAAGGCUCUGCAUUGCUUGAAGAGGAACAAAGCAAGUUUCUAAUCGGAGGCUUUGAGUUGCUUAGGGUGCUAUAUCUAGAUGGUGUAGAAAUAAGAGAGCUACCGAAGCAAAUAGGUGAACUAAUCCAUUUGAGAUAUCUCAGGUGUACAAAAACUAAGUUAAAAACCCUCCCAUCAUCGAUAGGCAAUCUUAUCAAUUUACAAACUCUAUUAGUAGAAUCCCGUAAUAGAGUUGAAGUACCGGAGACAAUUGGGAAGAUGCAUCAGUUAAGACAUCUUCAAUUUCGGGAAUGGGGAGAGAUAGGAGGGCAUCCGAGGCUCGACAAGAUAAGUAACCUCCAGACUCUAUCUGGAGUAAAUGCUGGCAAAUGGAUGGAGGGUUGCUUGGGAAAGCUCACCAAUCUUAGAAAAUUAAAAAUAUUUAUCGAUACAGAAGCUGAUGCUGAGUUAUUCUCUAAGGCGAUUGUCGAUCUGAAAUGCCUCCAUCAUCUGUCGGUGACAGUUAAAGACGUUACCUGA
Molecule: messenger RNA, 2213 nt
Organism: Magnolia sinica
Lineage: Eukaryota; Viridiplantae; Streptophyta; Magnoliopsida; Magnoliales; Magnoliaceae
Product: putative disease resistance RPP13-like protein 3
Exons: 4
Coding region: 42-2213 (723 amino acids)
Biological process (GO): defense response to other organism
Molecular function (GO): ADP binding
Source: RefSeq, a predicted model, not a curated record